Molecule: messenger RNA, 2640 nt
Organism: Babesia ovata
Lineage: Eukaryota; Apicomplexa; Aconoidasida; Piroplasmida; Babesiidae
Product: phosphatase 2a regulatory b subunit
Exons: 2
Coding region: 1-2640 (879 amino acids)
Biological process (GO): signal transduction
Cellular component (GO): protein phosphatase type 2A complex
Molecular function (GO): protein phosphatase regulator activity
Source: RefSeq, a predicted model, not a curated record
AUGUCACCUACGCCAAAUCGCCAAUCUAGUCGGGAGUCAAGCCCGCACUCUGCCGAAGAGGACGCAGAUGAGAAGCCACCAAGUAGGUCCCAGAGCUUCGUCGAGAACGAGCAGCCUGGCGUUUGGUGGCUCUAUGGACAAGCACGACGUCUUUUCCGCUCGUACCGUAACCGGAAGGCAGAGGAGGCGAAUAAGCCUGCCUCCAAUGCUGCCCCGCCUCGGGCUGAAGCCCCUCAACCCCGUUCGCUUCUGCGCACGGUCAGUGCCUUUUUCACGCGUAGCCAGGACAAUGAGGGAGGAACGUCGGCCAGAUCCGCCGCACCUUCUACCCCCGCAUUGGCGGAUGGGAACGCCGCAACUCCCGUUCGCCAGAGUAGGCUGCGAUGGCGUAACCGUCCCUUCUCUAAGAGAGAGGAUGGCAAAGUGGAUGGGGGGAUGUCUGGAAGCGACUGCAGCAACGAGCGAGUCCGCCUGUUUGGCAGGGCACGGGAGACCAUGAGCGACAAUGAUUACACGAUUCGUCGUUCCGUCUCUUCGGCUUCUUUAUCGUCCACUCCUAUGACGGCGCCUGACAUUUUGGAUGCUGACCCGUUUUGGAGGGAUCGACAGAGUCGUGUUGUCGGAAGUUCGCCGGCUCGUUCCCGAAGGUCGUCUUUAGAUGAUACGCGCAGCCAGCCACACCCAAAUGAGCGUCGUCGCAUGAGUUCACUGGUUCAGAGGUUUGCGGCAUAUCGUCGGUGUGACAGCGAAGGACAUUCCGAUGGAAGUUCGGCUUCACCUUUUGCCAAAGCAGCAGCCAAGAGUGCACAUAGCAGUGUUAAUGCCGGGCGUGUGACGCACUACAGUCCCACCCGUGACUGGCUCCAGCAUGACGACGGGGUAGCUCGUUCUGACGACAAUACAAGUGCUCGUGAACGACGCUUCUUCAACUUUCGCAACAGUAUUUCGUCGAUCCGCCGCAUUUUACCGUCAUCGAAGAAUGCUCCAGCCAACAGCGAUGGGACAGAAAAGGGUGUCCGCAGAUUUCGCCUGUUGUCGUACCGUCGUUUUUCUCAAUCUGACCGUGACGAAGACAGAUACGGCUCUGGAGGUAACCAUGAAAGAUCGCCGCGUUAUAAUCGCUCAGCCUACCAUGCGGACCACCCUGGCGGGGGGUCGUACUGGCGGUUCGAUUCCGCAAGUUCACGAGACGACGCCGGUUACCACAGGGGCAUAGAUGCCACCGUCAAUUCGAAAUUGGAACGUGUAGUGGUCCUGACGUCAAACCAACUGCCGGAAUUCGGCCUCGACCCAAUCUGUUUGACAAAAUGGACAGCUGAGGCGGUGCAAAAUUUGGAGGAGACGUUUAGUUCGAUACCCUCGCUGCGGGAGACCCCUCUGGGCAACCGCGCCGACGUAUUUCAACGCAAACUGAUUGCUUGCCAAACGGUGAUAGACUUCAACUCCAAGAAAGUAUUGCAGCGCGCCAUCGAGUUGAAGCGCCAGACCCUGCUGGAGAUCAUCGAGUACAUCAGCACCACCCGUAACUGCAUGAACGAAACUGUUCUGCGGGACGUGAUCGACAUGGUGGCUGCUAAUGUGUUCCGCAGCCUUCCUCCACGGACUAAAAAGUGUCCAUUUAGCAACGAAAUCGAUGAGGAGGAGCCCACGUUGGAGAAGUCGUGGCCGCAUUUGCAGAUUGUGUACGAUAUGUUUUUGCGUGUGGUUGUGAGCAACGAAGUGAGUUCUAAGAUGGCCAAGAAUAUGAUCGACAAGCCCUUCGUGCUGAAGCUGUUAGGUGUUCUGAAUUCGGAGGACCAGCGUGAACGCGACUAUCUAAAGACCAUUCUGCAUCGCAUUUACGGGAAGAUAAUGCCCUUGCGCACGUUCAUUCGAAAGUCGAUCGACAACCUUUUCACGCAUUUUAUCUACGAGACCGAGAACCCCUAUGGCAUAACGGAGCUGCUGGAAAUACUGGGCAGUAUCAUCAAUGGUUUCGCAGUGCCACUAAAGGAGGAGCACAAGAUCUACCUGGAGAAGUCGCUGACCCCGUUGCACAAGCCGAGUUCGGUGCGCAGCUACCACGCCGCCCUGUCGUACUGCAUGAUCCAGUACGUCAACAAGGACCGUAGUCUGGCUUCGGUAGUUCUGCAGGCUAUUCUGAAGUUCUGGCCCACCAGUAGUGCGCAGGCCGAAAUCCUCUUUCUGAACGAGAUGGAGGAGGUGCUGAACUUGACGGAGUCUACCGAGCUCUCCUGCGUAGUGCGCCCGGUGUCGGUUCGGCUCGCGCAUUGCGUGUCAUCGGCGCACUUCCAGGUCGCCGAGCGCGCGCUAUACGUGUGGAACAACGACCGCGUUUCGCGCCUUCUAAACAUGCACAAGCAGGAGGUGUACCCCGUCAUCGUGCCUGCGGUCAAGAACAACAUAGAAGGCCACUGGAACGACGCGGUACGGGCUUUGACGCUGAGCGUGGCGAAGCGGCUGUCGGACACCGACCCAGAGCUCUAUUUGCAGUGUACCCUGAUAGCCGACGGAUCGAGGCCGUCUACCGCGGCUUCGAUAACCCCGUUAGGCAGCAUGGGUUCGACCAGCUCUAGCUCGAGCGGCAGCCCGAGUCCGCCGGAGCAGCUCACGACGCCGCGCGAUGCAGAGGAGCAAUAG